Molecule: messenger RNA, 1128 nt
Organism: Diaporthe batatas
Lineage: Eukaryota; Fungi; Ascomycota; Sordariomycetes; Diaporthales; Diaporthaceae
Exons: 1
Coding region: 1-1128 (375 amino acids)
Source: RefSeq, a predicted model, not a curated record
AUGCUCUUUUCAGACGACAACCUUCUGUCUUGUCGGCGGCCCGAGGCGCCUGCCUCGUCCGAACCCGGCAUGCCUCCGAUACCCGAGGCUCUGACCGUCAUCAUCACGACGUCGCCCACGCCCUCGGCGCCCUCCACUGAGUUGCUCGACACAAUCCUGGCCUCGUUCCACGAGCAUUGCCCUCUCCUCCUGGAGUGCAAUGUUGUCGUGGUCCUAGAUACCUAUGACAGGAUUGCGCCGGUGAAUCGGUUGAAGAAGGGGUCGGUUACGGCCGAGGGCGCCCAGAACUUCGCUGCGUACAAGGACAAUGUGAAGCGACUCGUCCUGAAGGAGUUUGUUGGGGCCGAAUCACUGGAGGAGGUCUUGUUGCUCGAGGAUUGUGGCCAGGCAGAGUAUGGGUCACCGUGCAUCGCGACCAACUUCACGGCGCUCAAGAUCCAAAGGACUGAGGACGAGCGUGUAGUCUUCAUCGAGCCUUCGGAGCGGCUUGGCUUCGGGCUGGCAGUGCGUUCGGCGCUGAGGCUGGUCGACACGCCGUAUGUGUGGGUGCAGCAGCAUGACUGGAACUUGAUCGUCAGCAUUCCCAUCCAAUCGAUCGUAGAGGUCAUGGUAGAGAGUGACUCGAGUGAGGAUGCUCCUGUAAAGUACGUCUGCCUGCCCUCGCCCCGGAUGCUCGAGUACGCAGACUCCUCGCAUGUCAAACCCUUCCCCGGACUUCGGGAGACGACUGCGGCCCUCAAGCGAGACUUCUUGGCGCCAUCGAGCCCGCACAAGGUCCCUCUGACGCCUCUUUUCUUCUGGCACGACAAGACUCACGUCGCCUCCACGAAGCACUACCUCAACCGUGUGUUUCCCACGCGGCUGGCAAUGGCGAGAGGAGCCUUCAUAGAGGACCACAUUGGACAGCGGGCGCGCAAUCAGAUGAAGGAGGGCUUGUUCACGAAGUGGGCGUGCUGGCUUUACUACCCCGACGGCGGUAAACUGCAGUGCCUAAGACACCUCCAUGGUCGCACUUGGCGUGGAAGGGAGGCUGAAAGGGAAAAAGUUGAAGCUAGCAAGUUGCAAGGUGGGGCCUCGCUUUCUGUUGAAUCAACUGAGGUUUCUUGCAGCUCCAAGCCACCUGGGUAG